This is a messenger RNA of Hordeum vulgare subsp. vulgare (domesticated barley), 1815 nucleotides long. Its product is annotated as serine carboxypeptidase-like 7. Bases 26 to 1465 code for a protein of 479 amino acids. Gene Ontology annotation, molecular function: acyltransferase activity, transferring groups other than amino-acyl groups; serine-type carboxypeptidase activity. Gene Ontology annotation, biological process: proteolysis; secondary metabolic process. The transcript is spliced from 14 exons. The record is from RefSeq and is a predicted model, not a curated record. NCBI's taxonomy places the organism in Eukaryota, Viridiplantae, Streptophyta, Magnoliopsida, Poales, Poaceae.
AUAUCCAUAUACUCGCUGCUGACCGAUGGAACAAGCUAUAGCUAUAGCUAUAGCUAUGGCGACAAGGCCACCCCGCCGGCCGCCGCUGUCGUCCUCCCUGCUGCUCGUCUUCCCCCUCCUGAUCGCCCAUCCUUUCCUCUCCGCCGCGACGCCGUUCAUCACCACCAAAGCCGUGCCGCGGCUGCCCGGCUUCACCGGACCCCUGCCCUUCUCCCUCGAAACAGGGUACGUGGAGCUGGACGACGGCGUCCGCCUCUUCUACUACUUCAUCCAGUCGGAGCGCGACCCGGCGGAGGACCCCGUCCUGCUCUGGCUCACCGGCGGGCCAGGCUGCUCCGCCCUCUCCGGCCUCGUCUACGAGGUCGGCCCUUUCUACUUCGACUUCCAUGGCUACAAGGGAGGCCUGCCCACUCUGCUCUACAAGCCGGCGUCUUGGACCAAGGUUAGCAAUGUCAUCUUCGUGGACGCUCCGGCAGGGACGGGCUUCUCAUAUGCGACCGGGGACAAGAGAACCAUACCCAGCGACACGAUUGCUGUUCAACAGCUGCACAUUUUCCUCGAAACGUGGUUUGAUGAACAUCCGCAGUUCCUGCCGAAUCCGCUCUACAUUUCGGGCGAUUCGUAUAGCGGCUUAAUCAUACCUUCUCUUGCUAUGAAAAUAGCUGAAGGGAUAGAAUCCGGCGAUGAGCGGCUCGUUAAUCUCAAGGGUGUCAUUGCCGGCAAUCCAUUGACUGAUACAACGACGUACUUCAACGCUCGAAUUCCAUUUCUUCAUGGGAUGGGAAUUAUACCAGAUGAAAUCUACGAGGCUGCUCGUGAAGACUGUGGAGGAGAAUACCGCUUUCCAUCGAACUCCCAUUGUGCCAAUUCCCUUAAGGACAUCAAAGAGUGCAUGACGGGCUUAAACGAUGUACACGUCUUGGAGAUAAUGUGCCCAGAAUAUCCAAGCCUCACCAUUUCCAAGCAGCCCAAGUUGCAAGAUCAUGGAAGGAAAAGGCUGACAGAGUCGGCAGUUUCGUCUAUUUGCAGGAAUGCCACAUACUUCCUGUCCGAGUUAUGGACAAACGACGAAGUCGUAAGGGAGAGUUUGGGUAUUCAUAAGGGAACAGUUCCAUCAUGGCAACGAUGUGAUUUCAAUCUACCUUACACACAUGAAAUCAAUAGUACGGUGGAUGCUCAUUUAGCAUUGAUUGCUAAAGGAUACAGGGCUAUGAUAUACAGUGGAGACCAUGACAGUAAGAUAUCUUAUGUUGACACCCAAGCAUGGAUCAGACGCCUAAACCUGCCCAUCACAGAUCGUUGGCGCCCAUGGCAUCUGGACGACCAAAUUGUGGGAUACACAAGGACUUUCUCCAACAAUCUGACAUACGCGACUGUGAAGGGUGCCGGCCACACAGCCCCGGAGUACAUGCCCAGGGAGUGCCUUGCUAUGAUCGACAGAUGGCUUUCCGGCAAGCCGCUCUGAGCGAUCAACUGAUGUCGCGGAGGUUGUUAAUACAUGUUGUAAGUAAUAGAUAAGAGAAUAGAUAUAUAAGAUGAAAUAUAUUGUCGUGUAGUGUGUGUUUGUAUUGAGACUUUUGAGCGGCACUAGGGUGGUCACUUCCAUUGAGAUUAAUUUAUGAAUCCCAAUGGACAUAAAUAAAUAAAUAAAUAAGCUUCCGCCAGGAAAAGCUCUUGGUGUCUGUUUUUUUAUGUGUCAUAUUCUUUUCAGAUUGUGAAAUUUGUUUUCAUGUUGGGCUUAUGCAAAAGUCUGUAAUGGUGCCAAUGUGUAAUUUCUGUGUAGUACAAGUCAUAUAUACAAAGUAAAGGUUUCAG